Solanum verrucosum is the source of this 1628-nucleotide messenger RNA. RefSeq names its product calreticulin. Gene Ontology annotation, biological process: protein folding. The transcript has 13 exons. Gene Ontology annotation, cellular component: endoplasmic reticulum membrane; endoplasmic reticulum. Bases 68 to 1321 code for a protein of 417 amino acids. NCBI's taxonomy places the organism in Eukaryota, Viridiplantae, Streptophyta, Magnoliopsida, Solanales, Solanaceae. The record is from RefSeq and is a predicted model, not a curated record. Gene Ontology annotation, molecular function: calcium ion binding.
CACAGUAUAAAAGAGCGUUCGUCAGAGAUCUCACAGUCAGUAUUUUCCAUCUCACACAAUAGUGGCCAUGGCUACUCGACGAAUGAAAAGCCCUAGCUCUCUCCAUCUCGUUGCUGUGUUCUCUCUACUCGUAGUCGCCGCCGCCGCCGAAGUUUUCUUCGAGGAAAGCUUCAAUGAUGGCUGGGAAAGCAGGUGGGUAAAAUCUGAAUGGAAGAAAGAUGAAAACAUUGCUGGAGAGUGGAAUCACACCUCUGGGAAGUGGAAUGGAGACGCCAACGACAAAGGUAUUCAGACCAGUGAAGACUACAGGUUCUACGCCAUUUCAGCUGAGUUCCCUGAAUUUAGUAACAAGGGAAAGAACUUAGUGUUCCAGUUCUCUGUUAAGCAUGAGCAGAAGCUUGACUGUGGUGGUGGGUACAUGAAGUUGCUUAGUGGAGACGUUGACCAAAAGAAAUUCGGUGGUGACACUCCCUACAGUAUCAUGUUUGGACCAGACAUCUGUGGCUACAGUACCAAGAAAGUACAUGCUAUUCUCACUCAUAACGAGACAAACCACUUAAUCAAGAAGGAAGUCCCAUGUGAGACUGAUCAGCUGACCCAUGUCUACACUUUCAUCCUCCGCCCUGAUGCCACAUACAGUAUUCUCAUUGACAAUGUGGAGAAACAGUCUGGUAGCUUGUACUCUGACUGGGACAUUCUCCCACCAAAGAAGAUCAAGGAUCCAAGUGCCAAGAAACCUGAAGAUUGGGAUGACAAGGAAUUCAUUGAUGAUCCUGAGGAUAAGAAGCCAGAGGGCUAUGAUGACAUUCCAGAGGAGAUAACUGAUCCCGAAGCCAAGAAGCCAGAGGACUGGGAUGAUGAAGAAGAUGGUGAAUGGACAGCCCCAACCAUCCCCAAUCCGGAGUACAAGGGCCCAUGGAAGGCAAAGAAAAUCAAGAACCCCAACUACAAGGGGAAGUGGAAGGCUCCUAUGAUUGACAACCCAGACUUCAAGGAUGACCCAGAUCUAUAUGUUUUCCCAAAAUUGAAGUAUGUCGGAGUUGAGCUGUGGCAAGUGAAAUCUGGAACCUUGUUUGACAAUGUUGUGAUAUGCGAUGAUCCAGAGUAUGCCAAGUCCAUUGCAGAGGAAACAUGGGGAAAGCAAAAGGAUGCUGAAAAAGCUGCUUUUGAGGAAGCAGAAAAGAAGAGAGAGGAGGAGGAAUCAAAGAAUGCUCCAGCUGAAUCUGAUGCCGAGGAAGAUGACGAGGCUGAUGAGGCUGAUUCAGAUGAUGCUGAUGACAAGUCUGACUCCAAGGAUGAGGACACACAUGAUGAACUGUAAGGGCCAAGCAUUUUGAUUCAACUGACAAAGAAGCUACUUGGCAGUUCCCGGAAGAUUUCCUCCUCCCUCCCCCCCCCCCCCCCUUUUUUUUUUUUUUUUCCUUAUUAGUGAAUUAGCCCCUUCCCAAUUUUAGUGAAAAGACGGAGAUUGAGGGUGCAUGAGGUCUUAUAUGGCUGAUUGCUUUGAUGUCAUUGGGCUCGGCCAAUAGGAAUACAUGUUUGGUUUUGACUAGAAUUUUAAACUAAAUGGUGUUGAAAUUACACUAGUUAAUUUCUACCUAAUUUUCUAUUUAAAUGGCUCCUUGUCU